UUUUCGGGUUUGCUUAACAGCAAGGGAAGUCCAUGCCCAUCCUCUCUUUGCGGUCAAUUUCUUAGAAUAAUGGGCUUUCCUCUCUCAUAAAACCCUCCCUCUUCCCUUGUUUUAGCCAGUAUAAAUCCUAGUUUUGGUUGUUGUUAUAGUUUGUGUCUUUUGCUUUUAUCCAAGCGGGAAAAACAGAAGGCAAAGCAAAACAAAAUGGUGGAUUAUAAGGAACUUGUGGGAGGAGGAGGAGACGAGCUUUCUCUUGCUCAUUCAGACCCUAUUGUGUUGGAGUUCAACCGUUUGCAGAACCAACUCAAAGAAAAGGAUAGGGAGUUGGGAGUUGCUUCCAGUGAAAUCAAGGCUCUGAGAGCGACAAUAGUCCUGAAGGAUAAGGCUUUAGAACAGUUCAGAAAUGAAGUGAAUAAAUUGGAUGAGAGGCUUGGAGUCAUCGAGAAUCUUCUCAAACAGAAGGAUCUUGAAAUCAAGAAACUAACGAGUGAAAAGAAAGACGCGUUGGCUGCACAAUUUGCUGCUGAAGCAGCUCUUAGAAGGGUUCAUGCAAAUCAGAAGGACGAUGAUACUGUUCCUAUUGAGGAUGUCAUUGCCCCUCUUGAAGCUGAUAUUAAGAUGUAUAAAAUUGAGAUUGGAAGACUACAGGAAGAUAACAAGGCUCUGGAGCGCCACAUAAAGUCAAAGGAGUCAGCUUUGCUUGAAGCAGAGAGGAUUUUGAGAAGUGCUUUGGAAAGGGCUUUAAUAGUAGAAGAAGUUCAAAACCAGAACUUUGAGUUGAAGAGACAGAUUGAGAUCUGCCAGGAGGAGAACAAAAUCCUUGAUAAGACCAACCGUCAAAAGGUUUUAGAGGUUGAAAAGCUUAGCCAAACCAUUCAGGAACUUGAGGAGGCCAUUCUAGCUGGUGGGGUGGCAGCCAAUGCCAUUCGUGACUAUAGGCGACAGAUAUCUGAACUAAAUGAGGAGAAGAGGACUCUGGAAAGGGAGUUGGCAAGAGUUAAAGUUUCAGCCAACCGAGUUGCAACUGUGGUUGCUAAUGAGUGGAAGGAUGAGAAUGACAAAGUUAUGCCUAUUAAGCAAUGGCUUGAAGAGAGAAGGCUACUUCAGGCUGAGACGCAGCGGUUAAGAGACAAACUAGCUAUAUCAGAGAGAACAGCCAAGGCAGAAGCACAAUUGAAAGAUAAAUUGAAGUUGAGACUAAAGACAUUAGAGGAAGGCUUAAAGCAAGUGUCAAGUUUCUCAGAGAAUCCUUACCUGUCCUGUCGAUCCCCAAAACCCGAAAAGUCCAAUCACAUUUUGGGGUUCCUAUCAGGUAAUGGUGGACUAAAAAGGAGAUCUACAUCACAGCCAAGGGGUUCCUGCAUAGGUAAAACCUCUCCUUUGAUGCCGCCAAAUGUAGAAAAUGGAGCAGCCGAUGCUGCUGGAGAACUGAAAGGAGUGAAUAGCUUGAAAAAGAAAUAUGCCUCUGGGGAAAAUAUGCUGAGAAAAAGUUUAUGGGCAUCAAGAAGUAAAGUUGCUGAUAUUGGUGGAAAGGAAAACACAGAAAUGAAGUCAAAUACUGACAUGCAUAUUGAUAAGUUCAACAAUGAUACAGCAGUUUCAGCAGAUGCCAAAAUUAAAGGUGGUGCUAAAGAAGAGACACAAAAUGUUGGAAGUGCUGGUUUUGAUAGUGAAGAUAUGGUUUCAGCUUUUCUAUACGAUCGGCUUCAGAGAGAAGUCAUCAACUUAAGGAAGUCCUGUGAGGUGAAGAACAAUACUUUGACUGCUAAAGAUGAUGAAAUCAAGAUGCUCAUGAGGAAAGUUGAUGCACUGAGUAAAGCCAUCGAAGUAGAGUCUAAGAAGAUAAAGAGAGAAGCAGCAGCCAGGGAAAAGGAAGCAAUAUCAACCAAGGCAGAUGAGAACAAAAAGAUUAGAAACACAGACUCUUCCAAAAGGAGGGUUGCUAAAGCAUCAUCUUGAAGCUUCCUUGAAUCACAUAAAAGCUGGAAGUGAUCAGGAAAAGCAUUUGUUCACAGCCAUUUCGUGAUUUUUCAAUGUAAAUAUGAAAAUGUUUGAAUGAUGAUAACUAGCUGAAAUAAGUUCUGAUUUGACUAAAAGGGGUGAUCUGACUCUGUAACAUCCUAGAGGAUGAUGUUGGUUAGAGUUGUUAUCUGCUUGAGAUUUACAUAAAUGAUAUCCCAGACAUUCUUAUGGUUUGAAUUCAUCAA
Molecule: messenger RNA, 2207 nt
Organism: Vitis riparia (riverbank grape)
Lineage: Eukaryota; Viridiplantae; Streptophyta; Magnoliopsida; Vitales; Vitaceae
Product: microtubule-associated protein 70-5
Exons: 11
Coding region: 205-1959 (584 amino acids)
Biological process (GO): cytoskeleton organization
Molecular function (GO): microtubule binding
Source: RefSeq, a predicted model, not a curated record